Adineta ricciae is the source of this 1281-nucleotide messenger RNA. The record is from the annotation of a GenBank genome assembly. Lineage: Eukaryota; Metazoa; Rotifera; Eurotatoria; Adinetida; Adinetidae.
AUGGCUUCAAAUUCGAACAAUGAGAAAGAUAAAGAUAAAAUCUUUCCUUCUUUCACCGAACUUCGUGUUUAUCCAUCAUUUACUGAGAUUCGUGAAAAAUUUCAUGCACCUCAAAACUUCAAAAUGUAUUUUCCACGUGAGGUUUAUGAUCAAAUUGUCCAAGGAAGUCUCAAUGUCGAAGGAAUUGAUGUUCUCAGUCAAAAUAGUGUGACAAAAGCGAACAAUUUAGAAGGUCAAACAGUGUUUAUUCGUCGACCACAUGAAACACCAGUCGAAUGUCAAGUGAUUCGUGCAAAUGAUUUGUUAUUAAAAGAUGUCAAAACUGGAAGAUUCAUUCGUGCACAAAAUCACGAACUUGAAUAUGUACAUAUUCCUGAAGAAGAAGGAACUGAAGUAACAUUUGCUUUAAAUCAACCAGGCGAUGCAUUUCUUUCCUAUUUAAUCAAUGGAAUUAAUUGGUCAUCACGAUAUAAUCUUAAAGUUGAAUCAACAGACCAUUCGUUUGAAGCAUGGGCUGACAUUACGAAUAAUACGAAACGUGAUUAUCAAAUCAAACGUACGGAAUUAUUCGGUGGAGAUGUUCAUCUUCAACAUUCACAUCGAUCGGCACCUAUGAGACGCUGUUGUAUGAAAUCAUGUUGCUGCUGUGAUUGUCGUUCUGCUCCAUCUCCGUCAAUUCAAGCUGAAGGUGAAUUAGCCGGUAUUUAUUGGUAUUCCAUUGAUCAACCAUUUGUUCUUAUUCAACAAUCAACAUAUUCAUUACCAUUUGUUAAACCAGUGAUUAAAUUAGAAAAGUACGCCGGUUUACAGAAUUACUUUCAAGAACAAACACACAAAGGCAAAUUCCAAAGAAAAUAUCGUAUUGAAUCCGAUAGUUUUCUUCCCAAAGGCACGGUUACUAUCCGUGAAGAUGGUCGAGUCGUUGGGCAAGCUCAACUAACUGAUCUCUCUCAAGGUGAAAAACAAGAUUUAGAUUGCGGAGAUGAUCCCGAUGUAAGUUUUAAUCGUCAAGUGAAAGUCUUGUCACAAAAACGAGAAUCUGCAUCCUAUGAUAUUCAAUUAACCAUUCGAAAUGGUAAAUCCAAACCGGUCAAAUAUGAAUAUAAAGAAAUUAUUUCCUCCGCGAAGUUUACUACUAUUCCCAAAGGUGAUAAGCAAGAUAAAAUUGAAAGUAUCGGCGAAGGUCUACAAAUCAUCGGAGAAGAAUUACAAGCGAAUAGUGAACACAUUUUUCAAUAUGAAAUCUCACUUGAAUAUCGAAAUAAUCCAAAUCAAUAUUAA